This is a messenger RNA of Aphanomyces invadans, 2645 nucleotides long. RefSeq names its product TKL protein kinase. Gene Ontology annotation, biological process: protein phosphorylation. The transcript has a single exon. Gene Ontology annotation, molecular function: ATP binding; protein kinase activity. The coding region runs from base 81 to 2291 and encodes 736 amino acids. NCBI's taxonomy places the organism in Eukaryota, Oomycota, Saprolegniomycetes, Saprolegniales, Verrucalvaceae. The record is from RefSeq and is a predicted model, not a curated record.
CAACUUUCGAAAACUAUCGUGGUCGGGGCGGCGUGUUCUGGCAACCGCGGAGCGACGGCAUCCCUCAGUUCGCUCCUGGCAUGAACGAGGCGCCGUCAGGGAUCUCGCACGAGCCCCCGAGGAGGGAUGGUACCGCGUUUGCGUUCCUGCCGGUGGCAUACAUGGUCGGAUUCGGCACGACGGCGGUCGUCUGGUCUGCUCUCAUCUGGUAUCUUCGGAAGCAGCGUUCGACUGCACUUGAAGGGAAUGCACGAGCAGCGCUGGAGGUGAUCCUCCCUCCCUUUGAACCCAUGCUCUGGGCUUUCUUCACGCUCUCCCUCGUGUUCUUUGUCGUGUGUGUCGUGGUCGUGGCGAUCGACUGGCCGCUGCAAGCGUUCCCCACCGCGUGCGAAUCAGUCUCCCAAGGCCAACAGAUUAGCGUCAUCUUUGUCGGCCUCUUCCUACAUCAGAAGAGUUUGUCCCGACCUGCCAUCGUCCGCACGGCCAUCCUCACCGUGACGGCAGCUAUCGUGCCCAUCCUCCUCACAGGUUUUGUCGGUGUGUUUGUCGUUUCCCAGCAUGUCCAUCUCGCGAGGUGCAUCAGCUGCACGGCCGUGCGCGUCGUUUUCGGUACCUUCUUCCUCCAUCAACUCGUUUGGCCCGUGGACAGGGCCUCCGCCAGCGGCAUUCGCGAAUUCAGUGCGUUUGCUCUGAUCUACUACACCCUCUUGGUUGUGUCGACGCAGUUGUCCUUUGAAGACGAUACUGCCACUGCAGUUUACUUGCUGAUGGCGUCCAACGCGUGGAUGGCGCUGUCUCCCGUCUUCGAGUGGCGGCUGCUGAAAGCAGACACGCAGUACUGGCGAGGUCUCGGCCAUCGCAUGCUCAUCGGCGGGUGCCAGCAAUCCAUCCAGGAAGUGUUGUCGUCGAAAGGCCUGCACGUGCUCCUGGAGAUGCACCGACACGACCUUCUCGAUUUUGCCCAUCUCAAUUUUGCGACGAAAAUCGGCCGUGGCGCCAGCGCCGUCGUGUACCAAGGCACACUCCACGCGACCGAACCCGUCGCGAUCAAAGUAUUCUCGCCGCCAGAGAUUUCCGAGGCGACGGUCGAAGCGUUUUCGCAAGAGGCGGCGGUGUGGGCGAUUCUCGACCACCCAAAUGUCACGUCGUUCUAUGGCCUGUGCGUGUCGCCGCCGACAAUUUGCCUCGUUUCAGAGUUGUGCAAUGGGUCGCUGGCCGACCACCUCGCGGCGGCAGCGUCCAGCAAGGUCGGGGGCCUUCACCCUGUCGCGCAGCUCUGCUACAUGCUCGAUGCCGCGCGAGCCGUCGCCUACCUGCACAGCUUUACGCCGUCCCUGCUGCACCGAGACAUCAAGCCUUCCAAUUUCCUCCUCGACGGUGUCAACAACCGAGUCAAGCUAUCUGACUUUGGCGAGUCGCGUCUGGCAGAAAAACAAGAUCACAUGCGGCGGAUGACAGUCCGCGGCACGGUCGAGUACAUGGCGCCGGAAGUUAUCGAUGGCAAGCAAGGCCAUGCCACGUACAACACGCGCGCCGACGUGUACAGCUUGGCCAUGACGUUCUGGGAUAUCAGUCAUCCCGAUGGGACCAAGUAUCCCGGAGGCGGCCGGAAGAACCACAUGCACUUGUUCCGGCUCGUGCUCAGUGGCGCCCGACCGACGAUUCGGUCGGAUAUGUCGGCGGCACUACAGGACGUACUAGAACGGGCAUGGCACGCCGACCCGGACGUCCGCCCGUCCGCCCUCGACAUCGUCGACAGCGUGGAGAAUUUGCUCGAAGACGAGUGCUGUGUGAUCGCUCAAUUGCUAACCCAGUGCACGAAUGGUCACGCUCGUUCAAGCAAAGGUGGAGGAAAUGGUGGCACGAUGGCCAUUCGUGGCGCCAGCCUCGUCCAAGAUAUGCUGCAACUGGACGUUGCGAUCGACGGGCGAGAGGCCCUCCGCAUCGGCAAUGCGCUCUUGGAAACGGGCUUCCUCCACGACAUCCACCACGCCGCCGCGUUCAUCUACGACGGCGAGUACAUCUGGGAGACGUCCAGUGCCGUGGCCUGCAUGAGCACCACGUCGAGUUCGUCCAAGUCGACGGAGCCGCAGAGCAGCUGUAGCCGCGGCGGGUCUCGCAUGCUGUGUAUGUGCAAGCAGCACGCUCAGGGCAUGCGCCGUCGGCGACGCCGCAAUUCCCUAGUCCGCGACUUUCACAAGAAGCGAGCUCAUGAAGAAAACCUAUUCACGGUCGAGUUACUCCACGAGCAUGACGUGCACACCGACCCCAAUGCCGACGACGGUUUGUAGCGAUGUGUAAUUUUUAUUUAUUUCGUGUUGGUGGAGCCCCGCUAAGCAAGAGAAGCGCACGCUUCGUCUCAACGCAGGAGCGAACACAAAGCACGUCAUGGCUCGAUCCGCGCAUCGCCGUGGCUAUGGUGGGCAUGACUUCAUCACAAACGACUGCGGCCAGAAUUCUGCCGUCGCCUGUCGCUCGCUGUUGUUACCUGGGACAACUCUGGUCAUUCGAGCCGCGUUCGCGCUGUGGCCCUUUGUGACUCUACGUGAGAUGGAGUGUGCCGUUCGCAAGUUCGAGUGUCUGGUGAAAGGGUCGGUGCAAUUGAUGAAUGGACGAACGCUCUCAAUAGUGGAGGUAGCGCGCCG